AAAAUUCUGCCCUCCUAUCUCUCUCGCGGCUCCGAAUCUUUUCUUCAUAUUCUGGUUAUAUCCUUCUCGAUUUUGUAUUCCUUCUUUAUUCUCAAUUCAUUCUCGAAAAGUGCUGCUUGGACAGGUUUAAAGUCUAAAUAACCGAAGGUUCUGCAUAGAUGAUAGGAUGCAACGAUUGGUUGACAACGUCCUCGCGGUUACUAAAGAGUCAGUGAAAACAUUUACCUAUGAGUCCUUGAACAAUAUUGUGAGACUGAUCAAUGGAGUAUCGGCACUUUUAUUGGCAUUAUUACCAGGAAAGGCUACCAUCCUUGAAGGUAUUCAUGGCUGGGAGCUCAGACCAACCUUCCGUGGACCCCGUUUUCCACGUUGGAUGGAAAAUGGCGUGUCCUCUUUCAACCAAUUCAUUCAUGAACUUUCUGUGGAUUCUGAUACUUCAAACUUGGAGCACUCAUCUGGAGAAGGAGAUGGUGAUCAGUACGAAUAUAGUGCAUCUCCAUCAUACCAAAGCUCCAGAGUCAAUCGUGCUAAUUUUACGAAACACAAUAAGCAGCGUAUGACAUGGAUACAGUAUUUCCUAUUUUGGGUUUUCUUUCCUCUCAAGUUUUUGCGACGGCUUGUUCUGUUUUGGAUCCGCUGUGUCAUAUUUUGGGUUUGCUUUCCUGUCAAGAUUUUGCCGCAGAUUCCAUUCCGGCUUUUCCGGUUCUUUUUUUCUAUGGUGUCAAAAGCCCUGUCUACCUCUGGAAACCGGCGCCCUGCACGUUCAUAUUCAAAUAAGAGCAUGCAAAGCCUCAAGGACUACAUUAUUCAUCGUACUACUGAUCGGAGACGCGGAGUCAUAGAGGAUCUUCAUUUAGCCAUAGAAAUAUUUAUAGAAGGUGUAUUCGAUGUUGUGCACAAGGCAGUGCAUCUUCUUCUUUCCCCAUCAGAAUCUUUCAGGACAUUGUUCGGGUUGUUUUCAUCUCAUGAAAGCCGUGCUAACGAUGAUCAUGCUACCCUUGUGGAUGCCUCUGUUUCUACGUCUACGCAUGUGAAGAAUGACCCAAAACCCACAGUGAGGAAUACCAGUUUUUACCAGUCUCUGAAUACAGAUGCUCGGACAUGUCAGGAUGUCAUAACGGAGCUUGGGUACCCAUAUGAAGCCAUUCGUGUAAUAACUUCUGAUGGAUAUGUUCUUCUUUUGGAAAGAAUACCCAGACGAGAUGCACGGCAAGCUGUUUAUCUUCAGCAUGGGAUUUUGGAUUCAUCAAUGGGUUGGGUAUCUAAUGGGGUCGUUGGCUCGCCCGCUUUUGCAGCAUAUGAUCAAGGAUAUGAUGUAUUUCUGGGGAACUUUCGUGGUUUGGUAUCUCGGGAACAUGUUAACAAGAACAUCUCCUCAUAUCAAUACUGGCGGUACUCCAUCAAUGAACAUGGGACUAAGGAUAUUCCUGCGAUGAUAGAAAAAAUUCAUCAAGUAAAAACUGCUGAAUUGAGUAUUAGUCAACCUGAUAUUGUGGAAGAAUCUAAUGGUAAUCAGCCUUACAAGCUUUGUGCAAUCUGCCAUAGUUUAGGAGGAGCUGCUAGUAUAAUGUAUAUUAUUACACGUAGGAUUAAAGAGAAGCCUCAUAGACUUUCAAGACUGGUUUUGUUAUCACCUGCCGGAUUUCACGAUGAUUCCAACCUAGUUUUUUGUGUGUUGGAGCAACUAUUGUUCCUGGUUGCUCCAAUUUUGUCUCAUGUUCUACCUGCUUUCUAUAUACCAACCAGAUUUUUCCGCAUGCUUCUAAACAAGUUAGCUCGAGAUCUGCAUAACCUUCCUGCAGUUGGAGGAUUGGUUCAAACUUUGAUGAGUUAUGUUGUUGGUGGAGACAGCUCAAACUGGGUUGGGGUUUUAGGAUUACCUCACUACAAUAUGAAUGAUAUGCCAGGAGUAUCUUUCCGUGUUGCUCUCCAUCUUGCACAGAUGAAGCACGCGGGAAGAUUUAGAAUGUUCGAUCAUGGGAACGCAUCUGCUAAUAUGGAGGCGUAUGGUUCGCCAGAACCUUUGGAUUUGGGUGAAUUCUAUCAGCUUAUUGAUAUUCCUGUUGAUCUGGUUGCUGGACAGAAAGACAGAGUGAUAAGACCUUCCAUGGUUAAAAGGCACUAUCUAUUCAUGCAUGAUUCUGGUGUGGAUGUUUCAUAUAAUGAGUUCGAAUAUGCUCAUCUGGACUUUACCUUCUCCCACCAUGAAGAACUCUUGUCAUAUGUUAUGUCACGAUUGCUGCGUGUGAAGUCCAAUUCAAAGAAAGAGAAGAAGACAGAAUAGUAGUUGCUGACUAAUGAGUGGAACAUGGAAUAUGCGAAAACCUGUACAUUUUCAUUUCUCGCAGAAGCGUCUUUGGCAUGCCCACAACAUUCAGUUGAAAAGCAUUGUCUUGCGGAUCUACUGGAGCUAUGGACCUGCUGAAAUCACAGAGCUGCCUUGUACAUGUGUUCAUUUUUUCCUUGUCCCUUUGGAAGCAAAGUAGGCCUUGAAGAAACUGCAUUUUACAUCGUAAAUACUAAAAAUCUGUGCAUUGCCAUGUAAGUGAAAAAAGGCACGAGAAACUAGAUUGUAGCUGUAUUUACAUAUUACUAUAUCCUGUCUUUAA
Neltuma alba is the source of this 2609-nucleotide messenger RNA. Its product is annotated as lipase member M. Bases 167 to 2284 code for a protein of 705 amino acids. The transcript is spliced from 9 exons. The record is from RefSeq and is a predicted model, not a curated record. Gene Ontology annotation, biological process: lipid metabolic process. NCBI's taxonomy places the organism in Eukaryota, Viridiplantae, Streptophyta, Magnoliopsida, Fabales, Fabaceae.